AUGUCAACCGUCAACGAAGAAAAAAUUGAUGUAGGUAGAACUGAGACAUUGGUGUACUCGGUAGAAGUACAAAAAGCAAUAGAUGAGAUACUGCCGAGCGAUGAUCCACUGGAUAAACCAGAUUUUGACACAAUAGAUUACAUCAACAAUCUGUUUCCUACUGAACAGUCGCUUACUAAUAUCGAUGAUGUUAUUAAUUCACUUGAAUGUAAAGUAGACUCCAUAGAUAAUGAUAUACGAUCAGUCAUUAGGGGACAAAUUGAAGUUAACAAGGAUGGUAAGGCUGAGCUUGAAGAAGCCCAACAUUAUAUAAAACACCUUUUCAGUCAAAUUAGAGAGAUCAGACAGAAAGCUGAACAUAGCGAGGAAGUUGUUAAAGAAAUUACAUUAGAUAUUAAACAAUUAGACUGUGCCAAAAAGAAUCUUACGACUUCUAUUACAACAUUAAAUAAUUUGCAUAUGCUUGUUUCUGGUAUCGAGUCGCUCAGAGGUUUAACUACAAAACGUAAAUAUGGAGAAAUUGUGAUGCCUCUACAAGGUGUAACUGAUGUUAUGGAACAUUUCAAGAAUUACACAGAUAUACCACACAUCGCUCAGUUAUCUACUGAAGUAAAACAACUUCAGAAGUCUUUAGCAAUACAAAUUAUGGCAGAUUUUCGUGAAGCUUUUUCUGGACCAAAUGCAAAGAAUUUUGUACCCAAUAGACAAAUGACUGAAGCAUGUUUAGUUGUUUCAAUUUUAGAGCCUAAAGUCAAAGACGAAUUGUUAGAAUGGUUUAUAGAUCUACAACUCUCCGAGUAUACACAUUUAUUUGAUAGUACAGAAGAUGUAGCCUGGUUAGACAAGCUCAACCAAAGAUAUGCUUGGUUCAAACGUCAACUUUUACAGUGCGAAGAAAAAUUUAGGACUAUGUUUCCUGUUCAAUGGGAGUUAUCUGAAAGAAUUGCAGUUGAAUUUUGUAAAAUCACAAAAAAUGAGCUUUCUAAACUGAUGGUAAAACGAAAAAACGAGAUUGAUGUUAAGCUUUUAUUGUUUGCAAUUCAAAAAACAGUUGCAUUUGAAAAUUUGAUGGCAAAAACUUUUAAUGGCAAUACAAUUGUUCAAAAUUAUGAAAAAUCUUUGAGCAAUACAAAUAAACAACCAAUAAUCAAUACUGAAACUGAAGAAAUUCUUCAACCAUUUUCUGAAGAAUUACAAAUAUCUAAUGUGCCAGAAAAUAUGCCAUCGCUUGUACAAAAAAAUGAACCAAAACUAAAUUCAUCACCAUUUUAUGGUUUGAUAAGUGAUUGUUUUCAACCAUUUCUCUAUAUUUAUAUUGACAGUGUAGAUAAAAAUUUGUCAGAACUGAUUGAGCGUUUUGUAAGUGACAACAAGAUAACAUUGGCGAAAGAAAAUAUUGAUGAUCAAACAGCUACAGUUCUACCAAAUUGUGCUGACUUAUUUCUAUUUUAUAAGAAGUCACUAGUGCAAUGCACUGAGCUCAGUAAUCAUAAUCCAAUGCUUGCAUUAGCAACCGUAUUUCAGAAAUAUCUUAAAGAAUACGCGACUAAAGUACUAGAAGUUAACCUUCCCAAAAUAAGUCAUCCUGCCACAUCUCUAACUACAAAUGUUUCAAACAUGACCAAAGACCUAAUUAAAGAUUUACAACUUCUUCCAAGUGGAAUGACUGAAGCUAGUGUUAAAAAUAUAAAUUGUACACCACAAGAGUUAGCUAAAAUUUGUUGUAUACUAACAACUGCUGAUUACUGUAUGGAAACAACACAACAGUUAGAAGAAAAAUUAAAAGAAAAAAUUGACCCUUGCUUAGUUGGAAAAAUUUGUAUGACCAAUGAAAAUGAUUUAUUUCAAAAUAUUAUUUUCAUGUCUAUUAAUCUUUUAGUUCAACAUUUAGAAGCUGAUUUGGAACCUGCAUUAAAUAAUAUGACCAAAGUUCCUUGGCAAAAUAUUACAGCAGUCGGUGACCAAAGUGAAUAUGUUACUAUCAUGACAACACAUUUGAGAGGUGUUGUUCCUAUUGUACGAACAUAUUUAUCAACAUCCAGAAAAUAUUUUACAAAGUUUUGUAUCACUUUUGCUAAUUCAUUCAUACCUAAAUUUAUCCAACACUUGUAUAAAUGCAAGCCGCUAUCAAAUAUUGGGGCUGAACAAUUGUUGUUGGAUACACAUUCACUCAAAACAAUUUUAUUAGACUUGCCAUCAAUGAACCUUGAUGACAAUCGUAAAGCUCCGGCUAGUUAUACAAAGGUUGUAGUAAAAGGAAUGACAAAAGCAGAAAUGAUAUUGAAAUUAGUAAUGGCUCCAACAAUAAAACACUAUACAUCUUUUGUCGACCAAUAUUUAAAACUAUUACCAGAAUCUGAUAUGACAGAAUUUCAAAAAAUAUUAGAAAUGAAGGGUUUGAAAGCAGCUGAACGAAAUGAGCUUUUGAAUAUUUUUAGACCUAGGAAUCCAACUGGAAGUUUUGUUACAAGUACAGCUGCAUUGUCUAGUUUGAAACAAUAUACUAGUCUAAUAAAAAAAAAUUUGAUAUCUAAUUCUAGCAAUAAUUAG
Messenger RNA from Macrosiphum euphorbiae (potato aphid), 2550 nucleotides. NCBI's taxonomy places the organism in Eukaryota, Metazoa, Arthropoda, Insecta, Hemiptera, Aphididae. The record is from the annotation of a GenBank genome assembly.